This is a messenger RNA of Apis mellifera (honey bee), 4421 nucleotides long. RefSeq names its product UDP-glucuronosyltransferase 1-3. The coding region runs from base 96 to 1730 and encodes 544 amino acids. NCBI's taxonomy places the organism in Eukaryota, Metazoa, Arthropoda, Insecta, Hymenoptera, Apidae. Gene Ontology annotation, molecular function: UDP-glycosyltransferase activity. The transcript is spliced from 3 exons. The record is from RefSeq and is a predicted model, not a curated record.
CACUAAUACUUGUUUGUUUUUGUUACCACAUAUAUUAUCUUCUAAGUGGAAGAAAGCCAGUGUGUCCAGCGCCGUCGAACCGUGAACGUCUGAGAAUGGGAAUUAAUCAAACUCGAGCCAUCUUUUUGUUUAUCCUCGCGAUAAAUUUAUUAUCGUAUUCAAAUGCUAAUAAUCCUGUCUCGUCUGAAAAUAGCCGCAUAAAAAUUCUGGCAAUCUUUCCUCAUCCGGGUAAGAGCCAUUUCUUCGUGUUCAAACCUUUCAUCGAAGAGUUAGCACGUCGAGGCAAUGAAUUGACGGUGAUUUCUUAUUUUCCGAGAACCGAGAAGGAUGAACAUCUUCCCACUUACAAGGAUAUCAGUUUGGCCAAUAAAGAGAGUGACGUGUUUUUAAACGUAGUCAAUUUGAACGAAUUUAAACGGACGUCUUACAUUUAUGAAUAUUUCAGCAAUAUAUUCAUGUUGUCCUACAUGAGAUCCAUAGCUUGUGAAAAUUUGAGAAAUCCAGGUGUAAAGAAACUGAUCGAAAAUGGGGAAAAAUUCGACCUGGUACUGGUAGAGAAUUUCAACACUCAUUGUUUCAUGAGCCUUGUGUAUAAAUUGAACGUACCCUUCAUAGAUAUAUCUACUCAUCAGCCAAUGCCAUGGGCUAUAUAUAAUUUUAGACUUUCCAACGAUGCCAGUUUCAUACCUAUGUCGUUGACUUCGAUUUUAAAACCGAUGAAUCUUUUUUAUAGAACGAUAAACGCGUUGUCGCUAUACGUUUCAUCGGGGAUAUAUUGGACGAUUUUCCAGUGGAACGAUCAGGCUAUAGUGAAAGAAAUUUUCGGCCCGGAUGUACCGAAUGUGAUGACGAUAAACAAGAACGUAUCCGUUUUUUUCAUUAACACGCAUUACACUAUUCACGGUGGAGCCUCUUAUCCGCCGAAUGUCAUCGAAGUGGGCGGAAUUCACAUCGAAUCGAAGAGAAAACCAUUGCCCCGAAACAUAGCCAAAUUUCUGGACGAGGCUCACGAGGGUGUUUUGUAUUUCAAUCUCGGUUCGAUGAUCAAAAUGUCUACGAUACCGAAGGAUAAAUUGAACAUAUUGAUCAAAGUGUUUCGUUCCAUUCCUAGAAAAGUGAUUUGGAAAUGGGAGCAGGAUGACAUUCCGGAAUUACCUGGCAACGUCAUGAUCCAGAAAUGGCUGCCUCAGUACGAUAUAUUAAAUCAUCCGAACGUCAAGUGUUACUUCGGCCACGGUGGCCUUCUCGGGUUAACGGAAGGGGUUCAGAGCGGGGUCCCGAUGAUACUGAUGCCCAUCUUCGGUGAUCAAUAUUCGAACGCGGCCGCGGCUCAAUACAGAGGCGUCGCUAUUAUCCUGGAAUACAACGAUUUCACCGAGGAAAAGCUGAGAAGCGCCAUGGACCAAAUAUUCAAUGACACGAGGUAUGGAGAGAACGCCAAGAGGCUUUCGAAAGCUUUUAAAGAUCGGAUGACCAGCCCUCUGGAGACGGCGAUAUGGUGGACGGAGUACGUGGCACGUGGGAACGGUUUGCCAUACGUGAAGAGCGAGGCGAUAACCAUGCCUUGGUACGAACGUCACCUCAUCGAUGUGCACGCCAUCUUCGUACUCUUCUCUUUGCUCGCCCUUUACGUCCAAUACAGGAUAGUAAAGUACGCGUUUGCCUACGUUCUGAGAUCGGAGGACGCGGGUAGUAAAAAGCGAGCGAAUCUCUCGAAGAAGAGGGAUUGAAAUCUUUGGAUAAUGAAUAAUGCGAGGAGAUGUCUCGCGAGAUGGAUACGAUGAUGGAUGGUGUUUGUAAAGCGUGAAUACGAGAAUACGAGAACGAACUGACGGAAUAAGAAAAACAAUCGUGCAUCGUGUCUGCAAAUAUUCUCCUCUCUCUUUCUUUUCUUUUCUUUUUUCCUUUCCUUUAUUUCUCUCUCUCUCUCCUUUCUUUAUCCAAAAACUAGUUUCGAAAAAAAAAAAAAAAAGAAAAAACUGGAGUCGUUCGUUGGACGAACCAGCUCUCCUUUGCUCGAGGCGAAUUUCGAUCUCGGCUAUUGUUUCGAUAAUAAGCCAAUCAACGGAGCCUUUUUCAACGCUCAACUCCCAGCUCGGUCGAUAAAUUAAAUCAUCAACGUCUGGAGGCGGCGCGUGUUCGUAAUUCCGAUUACAGUGGCCGACAGAGUCGGAAGCCUGGCCAAUUUUCGCGGAUGCUCCUUCUUUCCGCCCGCCCCUCUCUUCUCCCGACCAUCUCUUUACAACGGAACGAGAAAGAGACCGCGUGACUGGGUGGACUGUAAACGGAGAGGGAAGGCAAGAUUUGCGAAAAAAGGACGGACAAUCUCGGAGGAGAAACCGGCGAAAGAGCGAGGUAGACGACGGUAGAAGACGGUGGAGGGGGGAGCGAAGAAGACGCGAAAGGUGGGGGAAGAAAGGAGAGAGGAGCAGCUUUGCGGGCAUUACCCGGUAUUUCCCAGGUGGCCGAGUCACCGACUGCGUCAACUGGCUUCGGUUCCCGCAACAACGGCAAAAGGGAACAACGAGGCUUUACCGCGACAAGCAGGCGGCUGCAUUGGUUGGUUGUAGCUGCGUUCACAGAUAACACGGAAUCGACGGUGUACCGCGGAGCGCUUUGGAACUACGAGGACGGGACAGAAGACGGGUUGGAGAAGAAAAAGAAAACGAGCUCGACGACGACGACGACAACAACAAAGAUGGAUCGCGUCCAACAUCGGCGGAUUAAACGAGGAUCGGAUGUUUGCCUCUCGUUUCGUUCGAGUCUCCGUUUUCUCUUUCCACGGAUUUUCGCAUGAAUCGGUCGUGGAGGUGGCGCGAAAACACGGCGCGGGAUACAGGAUAAAGGAUUCGUCGAGAUUCCGACUCUUCUCUCGACGAGAUAAAACUUGUUUCGAUAUUAUUGCUCCCUCCUUCUCCUCUCUUCUCCCUCGCCAUCACGAACGAUUAAUCUUUGAAAGAAUACGGGGGCCAAUGCUCGAUCGAUUUCUCGAGUUGUUUCGUCGCCACUUGAAAAAUAUUGCGAUGGAUCCGUGGGAUGGAUGAUAUAAUACAGCGAUAUUUCGAGCGAAUGCUUCGAUUCCCAUCAUCCCCUCCAUCCAAACAUCGAAGCGGCCGGCCCUGGGAGAGCAUCUAAUGCAUCGGAGAACGGAGUUCCGUGGUCGGAAGGACGGAUCCCGUUUCAACGGAUUGUUCCGUGCUUGCGCCAGAUUGCGUCAAAUAUUUACUUGACAAAGUUUACGCCGCAAAAUGCGUCCGCGAAACAUUAUUCCACGGGAGAGCGUGUAUACGCAGCGCGCGGAUUACUUGGGAGUGACCAACAGUUUGUCGUGGGAAGAGCUGUGGUGGUGGAAGGGAAGAACGAACGGGGAGGGGUUUCGGGGAGAAAAUACGCGGAUUUUCUCGGUCGUUGCGGUUUCCCCCGCGAUUCUCGUUCCUUUUUUUUUCCCCUUUCUUUUUUCCCUUCCGCAAGCUUUUACAAUCGAAAAAGCGACUCGUCGCCGCGCGAAACGACGAUGGACGAUCGAGAAUCGAAACUUCGUUUUCGCGCGUAAAAAUAAAACUCCCCUGCUUGUGUGCAGGAGCGGCGAUCAUCGUUGUUUUUCGAAGCGGUCGAAAAAUUUGAGAGCCAGUGGGGAAAACUCGCGUUUUUCGCUCGGUAGCUCGACAUCCUAUGCUACGACGAUAUUUACCGAUGGAGAGGAGAGAAAGAGAGAGAGAAAGAGAGGGGAGAAGUACUCGCUUCAAAGAGGAAGUUUCCUUCUCGCAAAUUUCUCGUUUCUCUCUCUCUCUUUCUGUGGACGGACAGGAAGCAUUUUAAAAAGCGAUUCGAGAAGGGAAGGGAAGAAGAAGAAGAAGAGGAACUGGAGGAGGGGGAAAAAAACGUAGUACUAGUGUACUUUUUCGCCGGCGUAAUGGAAUGUAAAGUUGCCGAUUAAAUUGCGUCUUUAAGCGAUCCUCACCGGUGAGAUAUAUUUUUUGUAAAAAUACAGGGCUGAGUAACUGAGAAAUAUCGUUAGCCCCGAUGUCCCUCUCCACCUCCUCCAUCGUUGCUCGCCGAGUUCAAAAACCCAUUACCCCCGUCCCGAGAUACAGGGAAAAGCGGGAUUGCCUCUCGCCCGGGCACGCCGUGUUGUCACAGGAAAUAUUUUUUCAAGUUAUAUUUCCGCCGUCGAAACACCGGCCAUCGCCCGUUAAGACGAUCUUCGCGGGGAUCGUCCACUUCGGGGCGGGACAAUUUCCCGCCAAUUAAAAAAUUAUAAUCGCACUUUUUAUUCGUACGAUAUAGAAAAGAAAAGUGAAAAAGAAAGGAAAAGAGAAGUAUAUAUUCGAUUUUGGAGGAAGGGAUGCGUACGAUUGUAAAUGUAAAAUCGAUUCUGUAAAGAAGAAGAAGAAAAAAAGAAAAUAUUGGAGAAAUUUUAA